Messenger RNA from Babjeviella inositovora NRRL Y-12698, 1055 nucleotides. It is a transcript of the gene SEC4, whose product is annotated as Rab family GTPase. NCBI's taxonomy places the organism in Eukaryota, Fungi, Ascomycota, Pichiomycetes, Serinales. The transcript is spliced from 2 exons. Gene Ontology annotation, molecular function: GTPase activity; GTP binding. Gene Ontology annotation, biological process: protein localization to plasma membrane; regulation of exocytosis; protein secretion. Bases 444 to 1055 code for a protein of 203 amino acids. Gene Ontology annotation, cellular component: endosome; plasma membrane. The record is from RefSeq and is a predicted model, not a curated record.
CGGUACAGAUGCACAGAAAUCCUGCACGCUUAGCUCGUUUACAUCGUAUGAGCCCUCUGAGACAACCUGGAGAGGAAACUUUGCGAAAACCGCCUCAACCACCAUAUAAAAACCGUAUAUUAUCCGAUAUCCCUGAAGAUAAGGUUAUAAAAUGUGCAUAGCUUUUUUUGCCCUCAUGGAACCCGACCGCAAAGCUCCCGGGGAUGCUCAGACAUCAGCUUUUGGUCCGCAGCAACCAAAGUCUAAUCAGCCCCCAAUUGAGUCGUGGCCAUACCGCUGCAGAUAGUAAGCGUGUCGGAACACCGAACCGCUAACGCCAUCACCAAACAUCCACAAAGGCUUGUGCGACAGGUCCACUCUGGCUAUUAAUACGCACCAUACAGCCACAUUUCAGUGUUCUUUCACACUGCCCAACCACCUGUUACGCACCCUAACAACCCAAUAUGUCUGCUAGAACCCCAUCCAGAUCAUACGAUAUGAUCAUGAAGCUAUUGCUUGUCGGUGACUCCGGCGUCGGCAAAUCGUGUCUCCUUCUCCGUUUCGUGGAAGACAAGUUCAAUCCGUCGUUCAUCACCACCAUUGGGAUCGACUUCAAGAUCCGCACCAUCGAGGUCAACGGUAAGAAGAUCAAGUUGCAGGUCUGGGACACCGCUGGCCAGGAGCGUUUCCGCACCAUCACCACCGCUUACUACCGUGGUGCCAUGGGGAUCAUCAUUGUCUACGACACGACUGACUCCCGCACGUUUGACAAUGUUGAAAACUGGUUUGCUACCGUGAACCAGCAUGCCAGCGAUGAGGCGCAGUUGAUGCUCGUGGGUAACAAGUGCGACGACUUGGAAAACAGACAGGUUCCGAGAGAAAAGGCGGUUGAGUUGGCCAAGAGAUUGAACAUUCCGUUUGUCGAGGCCAGUGCCAAGAGCAAUGAGAACGUGGACCAGGUCUUCUACGAGUUGGCCAAGUUGAUCCAGGAGAAUGUGGGCGAUGCGGUGGUUGAAACCAACAACGGUGUCAACGUUGCUUCAUCCAACGAUUCCACCAAGAGCAGCUGUUGUUAA